This is a messenger RNA of Talaromyces proteolyticus, 1026 nucleotides long. RefSeq names its product O-methyl transferase B. The coding region runs from base 1 to 1026 and encodes 341 amino acids. The record is from RefSeq and is a predicted model, not a curated record. The transcript is spliced from 4 exons. Lineage: Eukaryota; Fungi; Ascomycota; Eurotiomycetes; Eurotiales; Trichocomaceae. Gene Ontology annotation, molecular function: O-methyltransferase activity.
AUGGAUGCGAUCGUUGAAAAGGUUCAAUCACUGGCCAAGAAUGCAGAUGACAAGAGUCGGAAAGAUAUUUUGGAUCGUCUGCGCGACCUCAGCAUAUCCCUCGAGACACCUCAAGAUGCUAUGCAACGGAUAUCAUAUCUACACCUUCAACCGAUCUUGGUCCGAAUUGGCUGUGACCUGAAGCUUUUCAAUAUUCUAACCGACAACAAAGAUCCUUUGACUUUAGACCAGCUCUCCGCGAAGACAAGUGCCGCCCCAUUGCUCCUCGGUAACAAUGACACUAUAGCACCGAUUAUAUUUGAGCUGCCAGAGUUUCUAGCUGAAAUCAAAUAUCAAAAUUUCACCAAUCCAUUACACACACCGCUACAAAAAGCGUGGAAGACAAAUCUUCCCGCUUUUCUGUGGAUUCCUUCACGACCGGAAAACCACGCUCAUUUUAACCGAUUCAUGGAGGCCCAGCAUCGCGACAUGCGCCAAUGGUUAGAUGUUUAUCCAAUUGAAGAGAAGAUUCAAAAUCUCGAACCAGAACAAGUCCUAUUCGUUGAUGUUGGUGGGGGCAUUGGUCAUCAAUCCGUUGCCCUGCGGAAACGGCUGCCCGACAUUAAGAAUAGGAUUAUUGUUCAAGAUAUGGAAGUGGUUAUUGCCCAUGCCAUUGUUCACGAAGGGGUGGAACCUACAGUCUAUGACUUUUACCAACCCCAACCUAUCAAAGGGGCCCGAAUAUAUUACUUCCGAAAUAUUAUGCACGACUAUCCCGAUGAUAAAGCAGUUGCCAUUCUUAAGAACAUAAUCGCAGCUCUGGGACCCGACUCGGUGAUUCUCAUCGAUGACAUGGUUCUCCCGGAUUCUAAAGUACACUGGCAGGCAACACAAAUCGAUAUUACAAUGAUGUCAGCAUUGGCGUCCAGAGAACGCACAGUGGAAGCGUGGUCCGAACUUAUGCAGAAAGCCGGCUUGAAAAUUAAUCGUAUCUAUACGUAUACCGAAAGCUUACAGGACAGUAUUUUGGAAGUCGUACCAGUUUAG